Messenger RNA from Scleropages formosus (Asian bonytongue), 2852 nucleotides. It is a transcript of the gene spg7, whose product is annotated as SPG7 matrix AAA peptidase subunit, paraplegin. The coding region runs from base 112 to 2520 and encodes 802 amino acids. Lineage: Eukaryota; Metazoa; Chordata; Actinopteri; Osteoglossiformes; Osteoglossidae. Gene Ontology annotation, biological process: mitochondrial protein processing. Gene Ontology annotation, cellular component: m-AAA complex; membrane. The transcript has 17 exons. The record is from RefSeq and is a predicted model, not a curated record. Gene Ontology annotation, molecular function: zinc ion binding; metalloendopeptidase activity; ATP binding.
CGCAGCGGCGCAAUAACAGUUCGGCUUGACGUCGCGUUUUCCUUGUUCUCGCGACCCGUCAGACGUUGUGUCGGUGUCGCGGGGAGGCAGCGUCUCCCCUCCAGUCGGAACAUGGCGGCGUUAGCGGCACUUCUGCAGCUGAGCCGUGGCUCUCGGCGGCCCGCCUGGAGCCUCCUUUUCUGUCCCGCGGACAGAUCCGGCCGCGUGCUCCGUGUGACCGGGUCGCGCGCGAGGGACUGCUGCGCGCACUCCGGCCCCAGUGCGUGGGUUACGGAGUGCGCGCGCGGCUUUGACAGCGCAGCAGGACAGCACCUUCUACAUGGGACACUGAGCGCCAGAAUUCUGGGUGUCAGAGGGAUCCUGACUGACAAACAGCUGAUCCAGAACCCGGUGGGACUGUGGAAGAUCCUGGGCUCCACAGACUUCUUCAGCACUUCCCAGUGUAGGCGAGAUGGAAAAAAGAGCAGUGGCAGUAAAGGAAAAUCACCAGAGGAAGAUGAAGAGGAGAAGAAGCGGCGCGAGCGGGAGGAGCAGAUGUACCGCGAGCGCCUACGCGUGCUCUUCAUCAUCGCCCUCAUCAUGAGCGUGCUCAACACCAUCAACUCGAGCGGAGGAAACAUCUCUUGGAAUGACUUUGUCAACGAGAUGCUGGCCAAGGGGGAGGUGAUGCACGUGCAGGUGGUCCCUGAAAGCGACAUUGUCGAGAUCUACCUGCACCCCGGAGCGGUCAUCUUCGGGAGACCUCGGCUCGCCCUCAUGUACCGCAUGCAGGUAGCAAACAUUGAUAAGUUCGAGGAGAAGCUCCGAGCAGCUGAGGAUGAGCUCAACAUCGACACCAAGGAUAGGAUCCCUGUGCUUUACAAACGCACUGGUUUCUUUGGCAACGCCCUCUAUGCUCUGGGCAUGGCAGCUAUCGGGGUGGCCAUCCUCUGGUACAUCUUCCGUCUGGCUGGGAUGGGCGGCAGGGAGGGCGGCUUCAGUGCCUUUAACCAGCUGAAAAUGGCACGCUUCACCAUUGUAGAUGGCAAGUCUGGGAAAGGGGUGAGCUUCCGAGACGUGGCGGGUAUGCAUGAGGCCAAGAUGGAGGUAAAGGAGUUUGUGGACUACCUGAAGAACCCAAACCGGUACCUCCAGCUGGGGGCCAAAGUGCCAAAGGGUUGCCUCCUGCUCGGGCCCCCCGGCUGUGGCAAGACCCUCCUGGCUAAGGCUGUUGCCACAGAGGCUCAGGUGCCCUUCCUGGCCAUGGCAGGGUCAGAGUUCGUGGAGGUCAUCGGGGGGCUGGGGGCAGCCCGAGUGCGAAGUUUGUUCAAGGAGGCUCGAGCACGAGCUCCGUGCAUCGUCUACAUCGAUGAGAUCGACGCUGUGGGGAAGAAGCGCUCCACAAACAUCUCGGGCUUCUCCAACACCGAGGAGGAACAGACCCUCAACCAGCUCCUGGUGGAGAUGGAUGGGAUGGGGACUACGGAUCAUGUCAUCGUCUUGGCCUCCACCAACCGGGCCGAUAUUCUGGAUAAUGCUCUCAUGAGGCCUGGGAGGCUGGAUAGACAUAUCUUCAUCGACCUGCCCACUCUGCAGGAAAGGAAGGAGAUCUUCGAGCAGCACUUGAAGAUCCUGAAGCUGACACAGCCUGCAGACUUCUACUCUCUGCGUCUGGCAGAGCUCACACCAGGCUUCAGCGGAGCCGACAUCGCCAACAUCUGCAAUGAGGCAGCGCUCCAUGCAGCCAGAGAGGGAUACAAGUCUAUCGACACCUUCAGCUUUGAGUACGCUGUGGAAAGGGUCAUUGCAGGCAGUGUGAAGAAAAGCAAGAUCUUGUCCAAAGAGGAGCAGAGGGUGGUGGCCUUCCAUGAGUCUGGCCAUGCUCUGGUGGGAUGGCUGCUAGAGCACACAGAGGCAGUCAUGAAGGUGUCCAUUGCGCCCCGCACGAACGCCGCCCUCGGAUUUGCUCAGAUCCUGCCGCGGGACCAGUACCUCUUCACCAAGGAGCAGUUGUUUGAGAGGAUGUGCAUGGCCCUUGGGGGACGGGCUGCAGAGGCUAUCACCUUCAACAAGGUGACCACAGGCGCCCAGGAUGACCUGCGCAAGGUAACGCGUGUCGCCUACUCCAUGGUGAAGCAGUAUGGUAUGGUGGACAGCGUGGGCCAGGUGUCCUUCCCUGAGACGGUGGAAGAGGGCGCCAUCGGACGCAGGCCUUUCAGCCAGGGCCUGCAGCACCAAAUGGACCAUGAGGCCAAGAUGCUCAUUUCCCGAGCGUACCGGCAGACCGAGAAACUGCUGCUGGAUAACAGAGACAAGCUGAUAGGGCUUGCCAAUGCGUUGCUGGAGCAUGAGGUGGUGAACUAUGAUGACAUCGAGGCACUUCUGGGGCCCCCGCCACAUGGACCCAAGAAACUAAUUGCCCCCCAGAGCUGGAUCGAGGCAGAGAGGGACAAGCAGGACACGGAGGAGGACGAGCCCCGCAAACCCAAGAGACGCCCCCGCAAGGAAGAGGAUGAGGAGCUUACCCUGGGACCUGCAUGAGCUUCUGUAUCCCCACACCUUCAUGCACUAACUGGGGGUGUGUGGACAAGCAUAUGAGCUGGAAUCUGAAGUGCUUUGUGGGGGGCAUCCUGUGCCCUGUCCUCUCUCAGGACCUCCAUCUGUCUGUGGUGUUGUAUGGAGCCUGAUGACCCAGCCAGGGUAGAACUUCUGUUAAAACGCUUCUGAUAAGCCCACUCCUACUAGAGUAUUUAAGUUAAACCAAUCAACACUGGAGAGAAAUUUCAGUAAAAGGUGAUGCCGGCAGAAAAUUUUAAGUUAAAUGAAUCUACAGCUUGCACUACAUGCCAGCAGCCAGCACAAACCUCGGAGAC